Messenger RNA from Mya arenaria, 6072 nucleotides. Its product is annotated as cholesterol 25-hydroxylase-like protein 1, member 2. Lineage: Eukaryota; Metazoa; Mollusca; Bivalvia; Myida; Myidae. Gene Ontology annotation, biological process: cholesterol metabolic process; sterol biosynthetic process. The coding region runs from base 374 to 1351 and encodes 325 amino acids. The transcript has a single exon. The record is from RefSeq and is a predicted model, not a curated record. Gene Ontology annotation, molecular function: C-4 methylsterol oxidase activity; steroid hydroxylase activity; iron ion binding.
UAUCACAAUGAAUAAAGAAGAAAACCGAAAUCAAUGGAAUAUAUCUGUUAAUAAACGCUUCGGUAAUAUAUCGUUAACGACUUCAUUUGUGAACACCACCGUCGGAUUUAUAUUAAACGGAUCAAUAAAUUCGCAGAUAGGUUAGAGUUCAAAAAUGAUAACGUUAACUAUCUCCAGAUAUCGGAAAUGUCUUAUGUGACGUAGCGAAAUGGGAGGCGCUAUCGAUUGAGAUUGUGGAGAGGGGAAUGUAUAAAUACCGCUGAAAUAGCGUGUUGGAUAUAUGGCGAGUGGUAGUGGAUGACUUAAAUACAGAGCGUGUUUAGUGUAACAAAAGCCCAGUGACUUUCAAUGUUUUUCGUGGUGAUUCAUCAAUAUGACCUCUAAUUUAUACGAACUUUUCAGCGAUGCAUUACUCCACCUUCCGUCCGCGAUUGACAGCUUGGUGCGGUCUAAAGAACAUAACGAAUCACAUCUUGGAAGAAAUGUUACGAUCGCGGACGCAGCUGCAUCGGGCGAUUUUCGCAUCCUUCAACCAAUAUGGGAUAUACGAUUAGGGAGAGAAAACUUCUUUGCUUCCCCAUUAUUUCCCGUGAUUCUGUCUGUUUCGUUCUACUUCAGUUUCUGCACACCGUUUAUGAUAGUCGACUUGCUGGGAGAUAAACUACCAUGUAUACAUAAGUACAAGAUUCAGUCGAAUUUGGAGGUAACCUGGGCGCAGAUAUGGGACACUGUGAGUCUCACAUUUUGGAAUCAUGUACUCUACAUCCUUCCGGCGGCGGUAUCUCAGUGGGUGUGGACCCCUGACACGUAUCUUCCAGAAAGGGCACCUACUCUCUUCGAGUUUCUUUGGCACCAAGUAGCUGCCUUGGUCAUUUUUGACUUGCAGUACUUUGUGUGGCAUUGGACGCAUCAUAAGGUGCGUUUUCUAUACAAACAUGUGCACGCUCUCCAUCACCGCUACCACUCGCCAUUCGUCUGGACAACGCAGUACCUCCAUCCAUGGGAGUUGAUCACCGUUGGCUUUCUUACAACGACUAACACUUGGUUCUUCAACUGCCACCCACUGACUAUAUGGAGUUACAUGGUGGUUUCGAUCAUAGUCAGUGUUGAAGCACACAUUGGGUUUGACUUUCCCUUUACUUUAAAUCACUUCUCGUUCGGAAUGAUAGGCGGGGCACCGAAGCAUGACAUGCAUCAUUUAAAGCCGCUGACGAACUUCCAGCCUUUCUUCAAUCAUUGGGACAAGAUUUUCGGGUCGUACUGCCCAGUCAUGACAAGGGGAGGAGUCAAACCGCCAGACCUCCUUGAUUACGAGCGGAAACAGAAGGAAACAAAGAAAACCUUUGAUUAGAGACAGCUGUUUGUUCAUGUGAUACGACCGUUACUAUUCUAUUGUGUGCCAAUGCAAUGUUAACCGCAAUGUUAACACCGUCUUCUGUAAUUCAGGUAGUUUUAUAUCAAGUAGGACAUACUUGUACGUUUACUUAUUCAUGCUGUGCUUAACAUUGACAAAUUACACAUGUGGAAAACAUUCCGUGUGGACUCAGUUCACGUUGGUUAAAAUUCAUCAUUGAAAUAUUUCUCAUCAAUUGAUUAACAGUUCGUCAUCGGAUAUUGAUUACUAAGUAGUUCGAACUUCCUGUACUUAUUGGUUAUUUAGAUCGAGGAUGACUGUAUUUGAAGAGAUGCUAGAACAUCGGCUGGUUCUCUGUGAUAUAUUGUUUAAUCUCAACAUUUUUUUACAUUUAUACUUAAAAUUAAUGUGCAUUAUGUCGUCCCGUUAUUGAACUUAUUUAUUUGACGUACAGUCGAAUCCCGUUGGCUCAAACUCGCUUGGCUCGAUUUCCUCGGCUAGAACUGGGUGUUAACGAGCGAUUUUGUUUCAACUGAAUGUAAACAUUCACGCUUGGCUCGAAUUUCCCCGAGUGCGGAGGUAUUUUUGCCGAUCCCUGAGAGUUCGAGCGAACGGGGUUCGACCGUACUUUCACAUGUUUGCCUGCUUUGACGAAGUUAUUAUGGUAUUCCGUUUGCAACCUCAGACCAGAUAACAUUUCAAACCUGGAUUAGUGGAGUUUUUUCUUACUAUUGUUUUGAACAGAGUAAUUAAUGAAUUAUUUUCACCUGAAAGAAUGUUUAUACUAAGCAUUUAAUUGUUUUACCAUAGUAAUUCAUGUUUUAUCCGGCGUUCAACUCCAUGUGUGUUUACAUUUGCAUUGGUAAACGUAGUUCAGUGAACAAAUGGUCAAGUGCACGUGUUAAUGACGCGAUACUCGCCGACAGCACGUGCAAACCUUGACGAUCACAUAUACAAAAUAUAGUGGUAUAAGCUUGCAUGAAUGACGCCCUGUAUCUCCCCAAUACAGUGCUGAAAUGCGGGUAUUACUUAUUCCUUUUUUAUAACCGUUUUUGAAGUGGAUAAGACAUAGAAUAUAAACAUUUGAAGAAGUCCCUACUAUUACUUUUUAUAAAAUAAUUUACAUGUUCUUACAUAGUAUUUAUGAUGUGAUGCUAUGCAUAUAUGACGAACUGUUUCAUCCCAAAACGGUUUCGAAGUGCAUUAUGAACACACCAGAAUAUAUUUGUUGUAAUAGUUAUUAAAUUUUACUCAUGAAUUUUUAGCUGCCCUUUUGUAUAGUCAUGAUUGAUGAUCGAUGAAUGUCAUAACGCACACAUCAAUGUAUCGAUAUAGGAUAGUUUAUCGUUGUAUCGAUAGUGGAUAGUAUAUCGUUAUAUAUCGAUAUAGUCGAUAUAGGAAAUAUAUCUUUGUAUCGAUAUUGAAAAGUAUAUCAUUGCACAACUACUUCAAUCGAUAUUGAGCUUUAUUCGAUAUUUUAACUAAGUUUAAAUUAUCUUGAUUUUGUGUUGUUUGUUGUUGUUUUUUAAUUUAAGGGAAAAAGAAAAGUUUGUAUAAAAUCCGAUUUUUACAGUUGUUAAAAAUAAAAGAAUAUUCUUAUCAAUAUAUUCGAAGCGGUCAUGAACAAAUAUUUCAUAUAUUUAUUUACUUAUUACAUUUUGAUUAAGAAGCUAUAGUCUAUGUAGAUUGUAAGCUGACGUAGUAUUGCGUUUAUGACGCUCUGUAUCACCCCAAUGCAGCGCUGAAAUGCGGGGUAUUAUGUCACGCUUUUAUCUUAGAUAUGUAGACCUUCACGUAGGUUUUAUUUUGGAAAUGAUUUUGUCACAUACUUUUAUUUUACUUAAGUGUAUUGUCGUGUUUAAUUUAUUGAAUAAUUCAUUGAUAAACAAUUAAUAAUGUACAUCUUUUAUUUACAUAUUUGUGUUUAAAGGGACUGUUUCAUGAUUUAUAAAAUGCACUUUUAUGGGAUAAAAAAAUCGAAAUAAAGUGUGGCAAAUCAAUUAGAGUGUUAAAACUAAAAUAGUGACGGCUUGAGCCCUUCAACAAUUGUUGAUAAAAUAUCAAAUAUCUUCUUUGAAGUCCACGAUGAAAAGAGUUAAACGCGAUUCAACAAAGGGCUGUAGCUUGUCUGGUUGACGUGAUUCCAUCAAAGCAGUCAAUAAAGGUUAAAAUAUCCAUCAGCUUACUUACUAGUCCUUGUGGGCAAGUGGAUAUGGUUUCAGCUUUGUUUUUAAUUUGGUGCCAAAAUAUGAGCGAAUCCUUUUAAAGUACUUGUCUUUUUAUAUGUGCUUUAAAAGUUACAAUUGAUAUUUGCACAUUAAAUCAAAGUGCUGAAUCAAAGCAGUUAGUUCAUAAAUAGAUGUAGAUGAAUAAAAAUGAGUGUAUUUAUGAUUAUUUAUAAGUAUCUUCCAUCUGCAUGUGCACGUAGUAAUUUACGGCGCUAAACAUUGGUCAUGCAUGGAAAGUUAAAGUUAUUGGAUCAAGUUUAUGUGCAUACUAGUUUCAGGUUCCAGACGUUAAUAUUAAAUAAUGUCUCUGAAAAAACGAGAACAUUCGAAACGAGAAAAUAUGAACAGUCGUGAAAGUCAAAAAGGUACAAUAGUUAAACAACACAAUUAGCAGCUUGAUAUUCAUACUCGUAUUAUAAUGUGACAUACAUAGUUUGCGAAGUGGCAAAAAGCACUUAAUUAAGAAACUGUUACAGGUCAUAAACGUGCGGUUUGAACUAACGAAUAUUUCCAUUUGUGUCUUAUUUAUUAUCAAAUACCUUUCCAUUUAAGGAUCGGUUUUGAACUUUUGUUUACCCAACUCAUUUGUUUGUAUGAGGUCAAUGUUGAUAAAGAAACUGCAUGUAUACCAUGUUGAUAAUGUAUUACGAAAGCAGGCCAUACCGAAUGGAAAGAAACAUUUUUGUUUAAUUUAUUAUUCAAACAUGCAAAAUUUGUUGUUAAGUUUUAACGUAAACAAUAGUCUAGCCAUAAACCAAACUGAUUUAAAGUCUAAUUCCAAUACUAGGUUGAACAUUAGUAAAUUAAAUUUGAUCUUCAUUGUUUGUGAACAUGGCUACAAGAUACUUAAUGAAUGGUUAUGCGAUACAAAUAUAUUCUAGUGCCCAUAAAGCAAUGGCUUAUAUGAUCUUGCUGUCAUUUUUUUCAGAAGUAAUAUAUUUUAAUAAUUUUUGCAACGUUCAUCUGGUAUAGUGUUCUAUAUUAUACUAUUUAUUUUGCAUAUUUAUGCCCCCGAAGGUGGGCAUAUUAAAAUCGCAGCGUCCGUCCGUCCGUCCGGCCGGCCGACUCAAUAACUCAGAAUAUUAUGGACAGAUUUUAAAAUGACUUGCCACAUGUGUCCGACAUACCAAGACGACAUGUCAAGUGCAAGACCCAUGUCCCUACCUCUAAGGUCAAGGUCACACUUAGGUGUUUAUUCACAAUGGAAUGCUGCAUAUAAGGACAUAGAGUAUAGGUUGUCGUGUCCGGGCUGUAACUUUCCCUUGUAUGGACAGAUUUUAAAAUAACUUGCCACAUGUGUUCGGCAUACCAAGACGACGUGUCGCGUGCAAGAUCCUUGUCCCUAUUUCUUAGGUCAAGGUCACAUUUAGUGUUUAUUCACAAUGGAAUGCUGCAUAUAAGGACAUAGAGUAUAGGUUGUCGUGUCCGGGCUGUAACUUUCCCUUGUAUGGACAGAUUAUAAAAUAACUUGCCACAUGUGUUUGAAUUACCAAGACGAUGUGUCGGGUGCAAGACCCGUGUUCCUACCUCUAAGGUCAAGGUCACACUGAGUGUUUAUUCACAAUGGAAUGCUGCAUAUAAGGACAUAGAGUAUAGGUUGUCGUGUCCGGGCUGUAACCGGGCAAUUUAAAAUAACUUGCCACAUGUGUUCGACAUACCAAAACAACGUGUCGCGUGCAAGAACCGUGUCCCUACCUCUAAGGUCAAGGUUACACUUAGUGUUUAUUCACAAUGGCAUGCUGUAUAUAAGGACAUAGAGCAUAGGUUGUCGUGUCCGGGCUGUAACUUUUUCUUGUAUGGACAAAUUUUAAAAUUACUUGCCACAUGUGUUUGACAUACCAAGACGACGUGUCACGUGCAAGACCCAUGUCCCUACCUCUAAGGUGAAAGAUACACUUUGUGUUUAUUCACAACAAAAUGCUGAAUAUAAGGACAUAAGAAUGUAGGUUGUCAAGUACGGGUGGUAUUUUUUAUGUUCAGAGGCAAUUUAAAAUAACUUGCCAUAUGUAUUUGUUUCAUCUUUAACUUUUCAUGUACUGACCUUGUUCAUAGGUCAAUGUCACAUUUGGGGGUAUUCGUCACAUACUGUGACAGCUCUUGUUUUAUUAUGCCUUUACAAUAAAAUAGUGGUCGAGUGUGCAUCAACUUAAUGAUUUUUAGGGUUCGUUCUGUCAGUUAUGUAUAUGUUCUGUCAUGGAAUUCAACAUUUGGUCCGAGAUUUAUUGAGCUAUGUAUAGUAUUUAGUUAUUCUCCUAGUUCAUAAUGUUAAAGGAACGAACCAUGGUGAUUCUGAUUUCAUUUUAUCAUUUUCAUUUUCGCUUUUCAAAGACUAUACUAAUUGGCUAUAAAAGUGUUCUAAGCAUCUAAGUACUUGAUGCAUCAUUAAUUUAUUAUUUUCUGUAAACUGGCCAGCAUAUUUAGGCCGGAAGGAAAUUAUUUAAUAAGAACACAUAUUUACUAAUUAACGUGCAUUUUCGAAGAAAUAUUGUC